Diversispora eburnea is the source of this 1650-nucleotide messenger RNA. NCBI's taxonomy places the organism in Eukaryota, Fungi, Glomeromycota, Glomeromycetes, Diversisporales, Diversisporaceae. The record is from the annotation of a GenBank genome assembly.
AUGGAUAAUAAUAAUAAUAUUACCAGGUCAAGAGGUUCUAAAAGGUCUUUAAAUAGUCAAAGAAACUAUCCUCCUCCACUUCUCGGUUCAAGCGAAACUGAUAAUAAUAUUCUAGAAAAUGACAUCGUUAAAUAUCAUUCUUUUAUUUCCAAAAAAUUUAAACGUAGAAAAAAAGGCAAGCGACACAAUUUAAGAAGCAGUUCUUUUUCUUCUUCAGUUUCAGGAGGAGAAGGAGGCAGUAAAGAAGAUGGAGAAGGAGGGAAUGAAUCUGAUUCAUCAAAUUUAUCAUCAAGUACUAUAACAGACGAUUCCGUUAGUACAGUGAUGGGAGAUAAUGGUAAUAGCAUUGAUGAUGAGAUGCUCGAAGAAUCAUUAUCAGAAGUCCUUUCGGAUGCAUUAACUGAAGUAAUUUCGGAUUCAAUCUCAGAAACAUUAUCAGAAACAACAGAUGAAGAAGACGAUGAAAUUAUAAACCCAUUAAAAUUUAAUAAUAAAAAGAAAAGACAAAGAAAAUUUAAAAAUAAUUCUUCAUUAAUUUCUUGUUGUGUUUGCGAUGGUAAAUCGGAUAAUCAAUAUAAUUUUAUUUGUGUAUGCAUUAAUUGUAAUGAAGGAUAUCAUCAAAAUUGUCAUGAACCUCAAAUUAGUGAUAAUUUUAUUAGAGAAAAAUGGUAUUGUAUAGAUUGUCAAAAUAUAUCACGUAAUAGAUCUUCAUCAGUAUUGAAUAAUGAUAUCAACAAUAACAUGAUAAUCAAUAACAACAACAACAACAACAAUUUGAAAACCAACAACAACAACAAUAACAGCAACAAUUUAAAAACUAACAACAAUUCAAAAACUAAAACUAAUUCAAAAACUAAAAAUAAUUCAAGAUUUAACACUAAUUACAGCAAUUUAAUAAUUAACAGCAAUUUAAAUAGAUUAAUGGGAAAAAGUGAAAGUAGAAUAUCAAAACUAAGAUCUUUUCACGAACAGAAAGUGGAAAAUUUUUCGACCUCCAAAUCAAUGAUUAAUAAUAAUAAUAAACAAAAUAACGAUUUUAAUGAAAUUAACGUUAACGAUAAUGGAAGAAGAAUAGAAUAUUCACGAUCAAAUUUAGAACAAAAUCUUGCUAUUAAAAAUGCGGUCGCUUCAUCAAGUAAAAAUUCAUUUAGUAAAAAUUUACUUGAUAAAAAUUUACCUGGUAAAAAUUCAUCCACUAAAAGUCCAUCAAGUAAAAAUUCAUCAAGUAAAAAUCCAUCAAGUAAAAAUCCAUCCAGCAAAAAUCCAUCCAGUAAAAAUUCAUCUGGUAAAAAUUCAUCAAGCAAAAAUUCGUCCAGUAAAGAUUUAUCCAGUAAAGAUUUAUCAGUCACAAAUUCAUCAAAUAAAGAUAAAGAUUUAUCAAUUAAAAAUUCAGUUGCUUCGUCAAGUAAAGAUUCUUUAAGUAAAAUUGCAGAUUCUUCAUUAUAUAACAAUUUAAUUGAAUCACCAUCUAAUAACAAUUCAAUUUCACCACCAUCAUCACCAUCAAGUAAAAAUACUAAAAAUAAUAAAAAUUCCAAAAAUAUUAAAGCUAUUAAAAAUAAUAAAAAUUCUAAAACAAAUGAUCAACUUACAUCUAUGUCAGUUAUUUUUCCAGCUAAAAAAAAUGCCAAUUCACUUAAUAAAAAGUGA